Vicugna pacos (alpaca) is the source of this 2932-nucleotide messenger RNA. Lineage: Eukaryota; Metazoa; Chordata; Mammalia; Artiodactyla; Camelidae. The record is from RefSeq and is a predicted model, not a curated record.
UUAGGGUCAGGCUGGGGAGUGAGACACCACGGCGACUGUGUCUUUGGCCGAGGAGUAAAAGUGCGCUGGAAGUGAAGGGGCUGUGUCCUCAGGGAUAAACUCGAGGAAAAACGAGAAAUCCUGAGGAACAUAUAUUCCCAUCCCCCCCACAUUUUCCAGGAUGGAAGCCCGAAGUUUGAGGGAGAAACUUGUGAGGAAAUAAAGGAAGUUAGGCUGAGGGGCAGAGAGCGAGACUUUUCUAUUUUCCAAAAGCUCGGUCUGAGGCCCCUCAGUCUUGCUUCCUACCCCGCGCUUGAGUUUCUCCCCGGUUGGAUGCUUUCAGGGACAAUAAGAAGAGAGACAAUUCCUGGCUUUCUUAGAGGGCCUUGUUCUCCUUGGCAGCUCAAGUCUUGAUUCCCGCCCUCCCUUCUCGGGUUAGGAAUGUGCUGAGAAGCCACAGAAAAGGGUAUGGGCUUAUUUUGCCAAAGAAAGCACAGCAGUUGCACCCUGUUUUGCAAAAACCUUCAGUGUUUGGGAAUGAUUCUGAUGAUGAUGAUGAGGAGACUUCUGUCAGUGAAAGCCUUCAGAGAGAAGCUGCUAAGAAGCAAGCAAUGAAACAGACCAAACUGGAAAUGCAGAAGGCCCUUGCAGAAGAUUCUACUGUAUAUGAAUAUGACAGUAUUUAUGAUGAAAUGCAGAAAAAAAAGGAAGAAAGUAAUCCCAAACUGCUUUUGGGAAAAGACCGAAAGCCUAAGUAUAUUCACAACUUACUAAAAGCAGUUGAGAUCAGAAAGAAGGAACAGGAAAAAAGAAUGGAAAAGAAAAUACAGAGAGAACGAGAAAUGGAAAAGGGAGAAUUUGAUGAUAAAGAGGCAUUUGUAACAUCUGCAUAUAAGAAAAAACUGCAAGAAAGAGCUGAAGAGGAGGAAAGAGAAAAGAGGGCUGCUGCACUUGAAGCACGUUUGGAUGUAACCAAGCAGAGAGAUCUCAGUGGAUUUUAUAGGCAUCUAUUAAAUCAAGCAGUUGGUGAAGAGGAAGUACCUACAUGUAGUUUUCGUGAAGCCAGGUCUGGGAUAAAAGAAGAGAAAUCAAAGGGAUAUUCCGAUGAAGUUAGUUCAGAGAAUAGAAUACCUCACGAGAAAUGCAUUCUCCAGACUGUUGUGAAAGUAGAGGAAAAUCCAGAUGCAGACAGUGACUUUGAUACUAAGAGCAGUGAGGAUGAUGAAAUGGAAGGAAAUAAUCAAGCGAACUGCGGAAGGGGAAAGGGCACAGAGACCUUAAAAAAUGACUCCAAGCAUCACAGAAAUCAUACCCACUCACAGUCAUCUAGUGAAGAAAGAGAGCAUGGUACCAAACACCACUCCAAAAGUUCCAAGUCAAGAGGACAUGAGAAAAGGGAAGAUCAGCACCAAGAGAGACAAUCCAGGGACCAGGACAACUAUUACAUUGACCAGGAUUACCGAAAAGAAAGGAAGGAUUCCCAUAAUCACAGAGAGGCCAGUUACAGAGAUUCCCACUGGAAGAGGCAUGAACAGGAAGAUAGACUGAGGGGAAGAGAUGCAAAAGAAAGAAAUGACAGGGAAUGGAAAAGGGAGAAAGACAGGGAGAAAUACCCCUCAAGAGGACAAGGAAGAGAUAGACAACGAAAUGAUUAUGACCAACACAGUGAGAAAGGAGGAGAGAAGGAAGAGAAAAGCAAAGAAAAGGAAGAAUAUAUGAAAGCAAGGAAACAAAGAUAUGAAAACAGUGAUAAAUACAGAGAUAGAGAAAGACGAGAAGUAAGUUUUCAAUCUUCAGAAAGAAAUCGAGACAGAAAGGAAAGCAGCCCGAAUUCUAGGGCAAAGGAUAGGUUUCUUAACCAGGAAAGAGCCAAUAAAAUGAGAAACAUGGAGAAAGACAAAGAAAGAAACCCAGAGAAACCCUCUACUUCUGAAACAUCCCUGGGAACAAAACACAGAAUCUCCGAGGAAUGUCAGGAGACAGUCAAAGAGCAAGAGAGGCCACCUGAGACAGUGAACAAGUUUGCAAAGCGGAGCAACGAAGAAACUGUAAUGUCAGCAAGAGACAGAUACUUGGCCCGGCAAAUGGCACGAGUUAACACAAAGACAUAUAUUGAGAAAGAAGAUGAUUGAUGACUGCCCCAGCAGAAAGACCUAUGGAAGUGCAGAAAAUUAUAACUCCUGGAACGUGCUGUGUGAACACAUACAUGGGUGUGUUAACAGUGGUUGAGUGAGAGGCUAUUUUAAAAUAUAUUUUCAAAAUUCAUUUUGGUUUAGGUUUAAGUCAAAAGUCAAUCCUUUUAUCUUGAUUGACUAAAUUGAAAUAUAAUAUUUACUUAUCAAUACCACAUUCUUGGUUGUAUUCAAGCAACCUAAAUUCCCACAGGUACUUAAUGAAGAAAAUUGGCUCUACUACAACCAUUAAAAGAUAAUUUAAACAACUUUCCUCGUGUUUGUUGUGGGAGCUAUUUGUUUUAUAAAUAAUUGUGUUUCAGAUAAAAAUAUGUGGGUUUGAACAGAGAAUAUUGUUAUACUUUGUGUUCUAAAAUUUGUAUUAAAGUGUAAAAUACAGAUCACACAUCUUGCCUAAGUAACUUUUUAGCUAACAGCAUACUUGUCUUAAGUUAAAAUAAAAAUAGUGAUAUAUUUGUACAUUAAUUGAUGCUUUUAUUUUAUUUUAAAAGUUAUGUCACUUAUGUCAUACCAUAAUUCCUCUUUUUUUAAGUUAAAAAUCAUUUUAAUUCUGAAACCCCAGCAAGUUAAUAAGUUGGUUAUGUUAUAAAUCAGUUUUAGUUAAGGGUGAAAAGAUGGAGAUACUCAGCCUAAAUGAAAUUAGCUAAAGAUCCAGGUGGCCUAUUUAUGAAGAUGUCUUGUUUAAUAUACUCUAAAAAAACAUAGUACAACUUAUUAACAGUUCCAUUUACGUAUCAAAAUAAAACAAAUUUUUGUACCAA